AUGGAGCGGCUAACAUCUCCUCCUCGUCUGAUGAUAGUCUCAGAUCUUGAUGAUACAAUGGUUGAUCAUCACAACGAUCCUGAGAAUCUCUCUCUGUUGAGGUUUAAUUCAUUGUGGGAAGACGCUUAUCGCCACGACUCUCUUCUUGUUUUCUCAACGGGAAGAACACUAGAGCUGUACAAAAAGCUGAGGAAAGAGAGGCCGUUGUUAACUCCUGACGUUGUCAUUACCUCUGUAGGAACUGAGAUAGCUUAUUGUAACUCCAUGGUCACUGAUGAGAGUUGGGUUGAGAUCAUGAACAGUAAAUGGAACAGAGGAAUCGUAGAAGAAGAAACCAGCAAGUUCCCUGAGUUAACUCUUCAGAGAGCACAUGAUCAAAGUCCGAACAAGGUUAGCCUUAACAUUGACAAGAGUAAUGUUCAGGCAGUGACCAAGGAGCUAUAUCAGCGGUUAGAGAAACGUGGGUUGGAGAUCAAGAUAAUCUUUAGUGGAGGACACUGUUUUGAUGUUUUACCCAAAGGUGGAGGAAAGGGACAAGCUCUUGCUUAUCUUCUGAAUAAUCUCAAGACUCAAGGAAAACUCCCUGUGAACACUCUUGCUUGUGGAGACUCUGGAAACGACACUGAGCUAUUCACCAUUCCUGAUGUUUAUGGUGUCAUGGUAAGCAAUGCUCAAGAAGAGCUGUUGGAGUGGUAUGCUGAAAACGGUAAAGACAACUCAAAGAUAGUCCACUCGAGCGAGAGGUGUGCGAGUGGGAUUAUACAAGCGAUAGGUCACUUUAAGCUCGGUCCGAAUCUUUCUCCGAGAGAUGUUUUUGAUUCCAUAGAGUGCAAGGCGGAUAAUUCGAACCCUGGUCAUGAGGUUGUCAAGUUUUUCUUGUUCGUUGAAAGAUGGAGACGAGGUGAAGUUGAGAACUGUGAGGCAUACACAGCAAGCCUCAAAGCUUCAUGUCACCCAAACAGUGUCUUUAUUCAUCCAUCUGGUGCUGAAAAGUCUCUCAGAGACACCAUUGAUGAGCUUGGGAGGCACCAUGGAGACAUGAAAGAUGACAAGUUUCGGGUUUGGACUGAUCAGGUUUUGGCAACAGACACUACUCGUGGAAGUUGGAUAGUAAAGCUUGAUAAGUGGGAACAAACUGGUAAUCAAAGGCAAUGCUGCAGAACAACUAUCAAACUCACCUCAAAGGAAAAUGAAGGAUUUGUGUGGGAACAUGUGGAGCAAACAUGGUCGAAAGAAUCAGAUGUGAAGGAUGAUGAUGUCAACUGGAUCAUCUGA
Molecule: messenger RNA, 1275 nt
Organism: Thlaspi arvense
Lineage: Eukaryota; Viridiplantae; Streptophyta; Magnoliopsida; Brassicales; Brassicaceae
Source: the annotation of a GenBank genome assembly